CCCAUAUUCCCCCAAACACACGGCCCAAACCAAUCACCGAAGAUGGCCACCACCGACCUCCGCACCCUUCUCACCUCGCUCCACAGCAGCCUGAGCGCCUCCGACCUCGAAAAGACCACCACCCUCCUCACACAAGCGAAGCGCACGCUCCUCCAGCAGAACGCUCUGAUCCCGACCCCGACCACGCCGCGGGACCUGCUCCCGCUGGCCCGCGAGAUCCUCGAACUCGGCGCCCUCGCCGCGAUCCGCCAGACCGACGCCCCCGGCUUCACGCGCUACUACCAACAGCUGCAGCCGUUCUACGAUCUGGAGCGCGACACCCCCUCAAACAGCAACAGCCAACGCAGCAAGAUCACAGGCCUGUACCUGCUGCUCCUGCUGAGCAUGGGCGAUAGCACGAGCUUCCACACGGUGCUGGAGGGCCUGGUCGAGGAGGCCAGUCUGCAGGGCCGGAGCGUCGAGGAUGAUCCCUUCAUCAAGUACCCCGUGGAGCUGGAGCGGAAUCUCAUGGAAGGGAGCUACGAUAAGGUGUGGCGCGAGACGAAUUCGGAGCGGGUGCCCGGGGAGGAUUUCGGGUUGUUUUCGAGUGUCCUCGUGGGUACGAUCCGCAGUGAAAUCGCCGAUUGCUCCGAGAAGGCGUACCCGUCAUUGCCAAUCUCCAACGCCAAGAACCUGCUCUUCAUGGACUCCGAGGGUGCGGUGAUCGAGUUCGCCCAGCAGCGGGGGUGGGUGCUGCGGGACGGCCGGAUCUAUUUCCCCGUCGAGCCGGAGGCGGCUGCUCGCUCGGAGAAGGAUAUCCUGGUGGCCAGUGGGACGAUCAUUGAGAAUGCGAUCGGGUAUGCGCGGGAGUUGGAGACGAUUGUUUAAGUCCGGCGUAUUUUUAAAGGGGUGGUGGUGUACUUAGACAAAGAUUUGGGGAUUGGGGGUUGUAUUGUCUGCAUCAUUAUAAUGAGAUAUCGAUUUGGUAUGCCAUUUUUUCAUUCUUUCUCUC
Molecule: messenger RNA, 991 nt
Organism: Aspergillus uvarum CBS 121591
Lineage: Eukaryota; Fungi; Ascomycota; Eurotiomycetes; Eurotiales; Aspergillaceae
Gene: rpnL
Product: proteasome regulatory particle lid subunit rpnL
Exons: 2
Coding region: 43-867 (274 amino acids)
Biological process (GO): proteasome-mediated ubiquitin-dependent protein catabolic process
Cellular component (GO): cytosol; proteasome regulatory particle, lid subcomplex; proteasome regulatory particle
Source: RefSeq, a predicted model, not a curated record